CUGAACAGGUCAUCCACCGGGAGUCGUUGGAAAUUCUCUUUAAACGGACAGCGCUUGAUUAAAUAGUGUGCGAGAGGAAUUUCCAUCUUUUUGAAUUCCGCAGCAAACGAUUUGUGUGUUCUUAGCAGAUCAUUGUAUUUCAUGUGAAAGUUUCGUUUACGUUUGCGAGUUUCUUCGAGAGCGUGCCUGACAGUGGUUUCCAAGGCAACCGGCCAAAGCUGCAGAGCGAUGUUAAGUCGUAAGCCUAACACACGACGCUCGCCCUCGUUCGGGGAUCGCCCUAGGCUACGCGGGGCGCUCCGCCAGCGGUAGCCGCCACUUCGUUCCUUUCAGUGGUCUUCUGUUACUGAGCGAGUAUGGCGCUUAGUGCAGGAAUUCUGGAACGAAUUCACCAUGCUUCCAUUCCUUGUGUAUUAUUUAUUUUGUGUUUCCUGCUAACUUGUGGAUACUCUUACGAUGUGUAUGUGAAACCUGAGGACAACAAAUUAGGAUACGUGUUCUUCAAUGCUAGCUUGGGUCCGGGCCGGACGUACCGCCUGGAUGCCGAUCGGACUCCAGCAUAUGUCAGACAUCUCGUACGUGUAGAUCCCAGAAGUGGUGUAAUAGUGUUGAGACGGACGCUGAAAUGUUCGACUUCUCGACUGGCGAACCUUGCCCCGAACCCUUUUGGUUUUCACGUCGAGUCCAGGAGCUUUCGUCUGAGUGGUUCCGAUAUCGAAUCCGUGAUCGUCCCCGUGAGGGUGCGCUUUGGACAUCGCACGUGUCCACGCCUUCGCCGACUAAAAUCUGUAAGCUAUGUUGGGGAAAAUGUUGUUUUCCUAACAGUUGGUUCAAUUCAAAAGACGAAAGUUCCCAAAUCUGCCAUCAGUACUUCUGAAGCUCAUGUAAUAGAAAAAGAGAAAAAUGAUAUAAUUUAUUUUGGAAACUCUACUGUUACUACAGCUUGCUUCAUGAGGAGUCAGUUAAUUGCAGACCUAGACAAAACAAUCCCAGCUGAAGUUUUGUACCAAUGUGACAUUCAUUUUGGUCAGCCAUCAGAUAUCAGGUAUGCGGUAGAAGUGUUUGGAUCAGAUUUGGUUGCUAGAGAAGAAUUUUGUGAAAGUUCUCCUUGGUGGUCAGUUAGUUUUUCGUUUACUCUUUCCUGCCCCUCAUUAAUUCAUGACAGAAGUCCUGAGAUAAGCAAGCACAUCAUGGAAAUAAAUUUUCACCUUCCCGGGAUGUCAUUUGGUAAUCUGGUUGCAGAAAAGAGAGCAGGAAGAGGCCGACGAGAUAAUCGAAGAGCAGAAAAUUUACCUCCGUACUUUGACAGAGCCUUGUAUGUUGUUACAGUACCCGAAGAAAAGGAAAAAGCAUAUGUAGUUGCUACCAUGACAGCUCAUGAUCCAGAAAAAGAUGAAGUAACCUAUAGCUUACAUGCUGUAUUAGAUGCAAGAAGCCAAAAUAUGUUUACCAUUGAUUCAGUCACAGGUAUCAUUACAACUACUGCUAGCUUAGAUAGAGAAUUCAUGGAUGUUCAUUAUUUGAGAGUGACAGCUGUUGACAAUGGAAUUCCGCAGAAGACAGGAACAACCACUUUGCAAAUCAAUGUCAGCGAUGAAAAUGAUCAUGCACCAUCAUUUGAGCAGAACACGUAUGAGGCAUCAAUACGUGAAUCUGCCUCUGUUGGAUCUACAGUCGUCACUGUCAGGGCAACUGAUCAAGAUUCAGGAUCCAAUUCAGAAAUUGAAUAUAGUAUUCUUAAUCCCAGCGGUGUCAAUGAUGUCUUUAGGAUAGAUUCAAAAACUGGGAUUAUCACCACAAGAAGUUCUCUCGACCGAGAAACUACGCCAUUUUAUUCUUUAUUGAUUCAAGCAAGUGAUUUGGGUUUGGUAGUAGAUAGAAAAACUGCAACAACUACAGUGGAAAUCACUGUUUUAGACGACAACGACAAUUACCCACAAUUUGCUGAGAAAUCUUAUACAGUUGAGAUAUUUGAGGAUAUUAAUUGGUUGAGUAACCCAGUUAUUGCUAAGGUUGAAGCAGUGGAUUUAGAUUCGGCUGUGAAUGCAGCUGUGCGCUAUUCGUUGAUUGGUGGCAAUACUCAAGGCCACUUUGUGAUUGACAGUUUGAGUGGAGAAAUAACUGUGGUCUCUCCUCUCGAUUACGAAUCAGCUCGAAGUUAUCGAUUGGUGGUUAGGGCUCAGGACGGUGGAUCUCCGGCCAGAUCCAAUACUACUCAAGUUUUGGUGAAAAUCAAAGAUGUGAAUGAUAAUGAUCCAAAGUUUUAUACAUCUUUGUUUCAGGAGUCAGUUAUUGAAAAUGUCCCGAUUGGUCAUAGCAUUGUUAGGGUACAAGCAUACGAUGCUGAUGAUGGUAAUAAUUCAUUGCUAUCUUAUUCAAUUCAAGGCAAUAGGUAUCCUAAUAUGCCAAUUUCUAUAAAUAAAGAUUCAGGUUGGAUCUUGACCACCCGUGUUCUCGAUCGUGAAGAAAACUCCAUGUAUGAUUUCACAGUUCUUGCAUCAGAUCAUGGCACCCCAGUUAGGUCAGCGACAGCUAGUGUUAUUAUCAGAGUUCAAGACAUAAAUGAUAAUGACCCAGUUUUUGAACCCAAAAUAUAUGGAGCUUCUAUUUCUGAAAUUGAUCCACCAGGGACACCCGUAAUAAGUGUCACAGCCACUGAUCGAGACGAGGAUCCUAGAUUAAUCUAUCAGGUAACAAAUGGUAAUGUCAGAGGGCGGUUCAAUAUAAUAAGUCAGAAUAGGCAGGGCUUAAUAUCUGUUGCGCAGCCUUUGGAUUAUCGUUUAGAAAAGCGUUUUGUUUUGACUGUAACUGCUACGGACUCUGGGGGAAGAUUUGAUACUGCAACUGUUUACAUCAACAUUACAGAUGCCAACACUCACAGGCCUAUUUUUGAGCACACACCUUAUACAGCCAGUGUUCCAGAAGAUUCUCCAGUUGGAACAACAGUAUUGGUAGUGGAGGCAUCCGAUGGUGAUGUGGGAGAGAAUUCUCGUAUAACUUAUUCUAUGGAUGAAGAUGUCCCAGAAUUCCGAAUUGAUCCUGCUACCGGAGCUGUGGUCAUGACGAGAUUGCUGGACAGAGAAGAGAUGGCUGGUUACACCAUAGUGGUCACUGCCAUGGACAAUGGCUCUCCUCCACUAGCUGACACUACAAAUGUAGAAAUAGAAAUUUCAGAUGUUAAUGAUAAUCCCCCUAAUUUUGAUCCGAACUCUUAUGUGAGUGCGGUUAGUGAAGAUGCUUUAAUAGGUACUAGUGUACUUCAAAUAUUUGCAACUGAUAAAGAUUUGGGACUAAAUGGUCAGAUAAGAUACACUUUCACGGGUGGCGACAACGGAGACGGUGCAUUUCGCGUGGAUCCGACGUCUGGCAUCAUAAGAACGAAUCGAAUCUUAGAUCGAGAAUCUGUAUCGCUGUAUAAUCUAGUUGCCUAUGCUGUAGACCGAGGUUCGCCAUCUCUCUCGACUUCUGUAACCAUAACAAUUUAUGUUGAAGACGUAAAUGACAAUCCACCACGAUUUGAAUCUGAUAAGUUAAAGUUGACCAUUCCUGAAAACAGUCCUAUUGGUUCAACUGUGGGCGAGGUGAAAGCACAUGAUCCAGACGAAGGUCCCAAUGCUGAAAUUCAAUACAGCAUUGUUGGUGGACCAGAUGCAGAUUCUUUUAAUCUCGUAUCUAGGCCAGGAGAAGCAGCUGAGCUCACGACUCGCAUAGAGCUGGAUUAUGAAUCCCGCAUUAAAAAAUACAGUGUCAUAGUGCGAGCUUCUUCUCCUCCUCUGAGGAACGAUGUGGAUGUAGAAAUUCAUGUCACAGAUGUUAAUGACAAUGCUCCUGUCUUAAAAGAUUUUACAAUAAUGUUCAAUAAUUACAAGAAUUACUUUCCUGUGGGGCCCAUUGGGAAAGUACCGGCUUUUGAUGCAGAUGUUACUGACCAUUUGAGAUAUAAAAUAGCUUCUGGAAAUAAUGCAAAUCUCCUUAUUCUCAACGAGACAACUGGGGAAAUCAAGCUCAGCCCAAGCCUCAACACAAAUGUUCCAAUCCAUGCUGUUAUGGAAGUCAGUGUAUAUG
Stegodyphus dumicola is the source of this 4065-nucleotide messenger RNA. RefSeq names its product Protocadherin-like wing polarity protein stan (gene stan). Gene Ontology annotation, cellular component: plasma membrane. The record is from RefSeq and is a predicted model, not a curated record. Gene Ontology annotation, molecular function: calcium ion binding; G protein-coupled receptor activity. NCBI's taxonomy places the organism in Eukaryota, Metazoa, Arthropoda, Arachnida, Araneae, Eresidae. Gene Ontology annotation, biological process: G protein-coupled receptor signaling pathway; homophilic cell-cell adhesion; cell surface receptor signaling pathway.